CUCUCUUCUUCUUCUCCACGGAGGCAUUCAUUCGCUUAUCCCAAUUCCCAAUAGUAAACGAUAACAACAACACUCUGAUCAAAUUCGAACUGUUGAUAAUGGUGGAAUGUUCUAAUUUCUAAGAUUUGGUGCAUAAUUUACAGUGAAAAGUAUAUUUGUAUCAUUGUGUAGUACACAAUUGUUGAAUCAUGCCAGGUUUGGUAUCAGUGAAGACGCCACCGGAAGUUCCACCUUUACGAAUUGCAGUUUCCGAUGACAGUCAUCAGAUCGGCUCUGCUUCCGAGAGAUCUGAAUCAUUGAACACGAAAUCUGCAUCACCGAUGCCUAGAAGACCUGCAUCGCCUUCUCCAUCGACUUCUCGUGCAAAACCGUCGCCGGAUCGUGGAUCGGGGAAGAAGAAAUCGCCUGAGAAGCCUUUAAUCGAUGAAACAUCGCUUGAUAAUCCUGACCUUGGACCGUUUCUGUUAAAACUUGCGCGUGAUACGAUUGCGUCAGGUGAUGGACCGAGUAAGGCGUUGGAUUAUGCAUUGCGAGCGGCGAGGUCGUUUGAGAGGUGUACAGUUGAUGGUGAGCCGAGUUUGGAUUUUGCAAUGAGUUUGCAUGUUGUGGCGGCGAUUUAUUGUAGUUUGGGAAGGUUUGAUGAGGCGAUUCCGGUUCUUGAGAGGGCUAUUAAGGUGCCGGAGGUGUCUAGAGGAGUGGAUCAUGCUUUAGCGGCUUUUUCUGGUUAUAUGCAGUUGGGAGAUACUCAUUCGAUGUUGGGACAGCUUGAGCAAUCGAUACAGUGCUAUAAAGAAGGGUUGAAUAUACAGACUGAAGCAUUGGGGGAUACAGAUCCGAGAGUUGCAGAAACCUGCAGAUACUUAGCCGAGGCUCAUGUUCAAGCUCUUCAAUUCGACGAGGCAGAAAUUUUAUCCAAAAGAACUCUCGAAAUUCACCGCAUCCAUAACUCACCUGCAUCUCUCGAGGAAGCAGCUGACCGAAGAUUGAUGGCCCUUAUAUGCGAGGCGAAAGGAGAUCUUGAGACAGCUCUUGAACAUCUAGUUCUCGCUAGUAUGGCAAUGAUAGCAAAUGGUCUAGAACACGAAGUUGCUUCAAUUGAUGUUGGCAUUGGCAAUAUAUACAUGUCCCUUUCACGUUUCGACGAAGCAGUCUUCUCCUAUCAGAAAGCACUAACCGUUUUCAAAUCUUCAAAGGGUGACAACCACCCUUCUGUUGCCUCUGUUUACGUAAGACUUGCGGAUCUAUAUUACAAAACAGGCAAGAUUCGCGAAUCCAAAUCCUACUGCGAAAAUGCACUUCGAAUAUAUGGAAAACCUGUCCCUGGAACAGCCACAGAAGAAAUUGCGAGUGGACUGACAGAAAUUUCGUCGAUUUAUGAAUCUUCUGAUGAACCAGAUGAGGCACUGAAGCUCUUGCAGAAGGCGAUGAAACUACUAGAGGACAAACCGGGGCAGCAAAGUACUAUUGCUGGUAUAGAAGCUAGGAUGGGUGUUAUGUUUUAUGUGAUUGGAAGGAAUGAAGAUGCUCGGAAUUCUUUUGAGAGUGCUGUGGCUAAACUUCGAGCUGGCGGUGAAAGGAAAUCUGCAUUCUUUGGCAUUUUAUUGAACCAAAUGGGCUUGGCUAGUGUUCAAUUGUUCAAGAUUGAUGAAGCAGUUGAGUUAUUUGAAGAAGCAAGAGAGGUCUUGGAAAAAGAAUGUGGACCAUGUCAUCAAGAUACUAUUGGAGUUUACAGCAAUCUUGCUGCAACUUAUGAUGCUAUGGGAAGAAUAGAAGAUGCAAUUGAGAUUUUGGAGCAUGUUAUGAAACUGAGAGAAGAGAAGCUUGGAACAGCAAAUCCAGAUUUUGAUGACGAAAAGAAAAGGCUAAAUGAGCUGCUGAAAGAAGCAGGCAGAUCGCGGAACAAGAAGGCGAAAUCGUUGGAGAACCUCAUCGAUCCCAACACUAAGAGGACUACUACCAGUAGUAGUAAUAAGAAGGAUUCGUCGAAGAAAUGGUCUGCAUUUGGAUUUAGAAGUUAAAAUUGGUUUUAUUUUUUCUUUCUUUAAUUCUUGUUCUUGUAAUGUAUAAUUUCAUUGUAUAGGUUUCUUCAUUCACUUUGGCUUUCCCUUUUGUGUGAGCUUUUGUUUGUUUUUAUUCACUAUUUGUUCUUUGAGUUAUGUUUGUGACUGAAAAUGUUCCACUCUGAAAAUUGACCUUUGAUUAUUUCU
This is a messenger RNA of Impatiens glandulifera, 2207 nucleotides long. Its product is annotated as protein KINESIN LIGHT CHAIN-RELATED 1-like. Bases 189 to 2018 code for a protein of 609 amino acids. The transcript has 3 exons. The record is from RefSeq and is a predicted model, not a curated record. Lineage: Eukaryota; Viridiplantae; Streptophyta; Magnoliopsida; Ericales; Balsaminaceae. Gene Ontology annotation, molecular function: protein binding.